GUUGGCUCCAGCUUCAACUUGAAUGCAUGCGCAUUGACACUCAACGUACGUUCAACGUUACAACUUUCAAGCCACGUUGAAGCGCUCCUUCACGUCCUCUUGCGCACAAUAUGCUAAUUUCCACACUGGAAGUUACUGUCAUUUUCAAUCAACUGACAGCAAUUUGAGCAGGGACACUCGGUGUAAAAUAUGACAGUAGACUUCGGUCCACAGACAUAACCGAAGUCGUUCCCGCCCGUGUUUUUUAAGCACUUUGGUGCAUCUGUGGAUAAACUAUGCGAUAGCUACGCCAGCUAUCGCUGCAAUAGAUAUGACAAUAAUAGUUGGCUUUUUAUACGUGAUCAGUGGUACGGCCAAACCCUUUUAUGUGCCUGCAUCGCCGAAUGCUUGGGUAGGGGAAAACUACUCGUUGCCAAUUCCGCCGAUAACAGCAAGUUCACGACACAUCCGGUGGAGAAAUAGAGGCGGCGACUGGACUUUCAUAUUCAUGCGACGAGGGAGUCAUCUGUCCUCCAGUAUGCACCAUCUUAGUAUAGGGAUAUCAGGUUUCGUGUUCAAACUGACCUAGAUUGAGUCUUGGAUAUCAUGGAGUUCUGCCGUGGACUGGACACAACUGAUUUUGUCAGACCGGUUGGCAAAACUGCCGAGCUCUGCCAACAACACUAGCAGCGGAUGCUCGGGAAUGAAACAGAUGCCAGCUCACUGUGGCACUUUGAUGAGCACCGAUGAUUAAAUUUAAAAAUCAAUUUACAAUUGUGUUGGCCGAGUCAACGGCUGUACAUACGCCC
Molecule: messenger RNA, 788 nt
Organism: Suillus plorans
Lineage: Eukaryota; Fungi; Basidiomycota; Agaricomycetes; Boletales; Suillaceae
Exons: 5
Source: RefSeq, a predicted model, not a curated record